Molecule: messenger RNA, 3354 nt
Organism: Penicillium oxalicum
Lineage: Eukaryota; Fungi; Ascomycota; Eurotiomycetes; Eurotiales; Aspergillaceae
Product: peroxidase/cytochrome P450 family protein
Exons: 5
Coding region: 1-3354 (1117 amino acids)
Biological process (GO): response to oxidative stress
Molecular function (GO): peroxidase activity; monooxygenase activity; heme binding
Source: RefSeq, a predicted model, not a curated record
AUGCUCCGACGAUUCUCGACUCAGUUCCGGAAGAACAAAGAGUCCAACAGUGAUGCGGACUCCUCCAAAAAUUCAAAGGAGAAUGGCAAGCGCCAUUCAAAGCCCAUUCAGCCCUCGCGUAAAGCCUCGUCUCAUGAUGAAAAGCAGCAUUCAGUGAAUCGAGCAGAGGUGGUUGCGGUCUUCGAGAAACAUGCGCAGGCCAUCCACGCCUCGCGCGAGCCUCUUCCAAGUCAAGGUGGCGAUGGCGCAUAUCUGAAGCACGACCAGUCUUCUGGUCUAUUCGAGGAUAUCAAAUCGCUCGGUUUCCGCGAUCUCUCGACAGUGAAGAGUUUGAUCAAAUCCAAGGCCUCGGGCGAAUUGAUCGAUGACAAGACGUAUCUCAUGGAGCGCAUCAUCCAGUUGGUUGCGGACAUGCCUGGUCAUUCCAAGAAUCGUGUCGAGCUCACCAAUCAGUUCUUGGACGAGCUUUGGGACUCCCUGCCUCACCCUCCUCUCUCUUACAUGGGCGAUGAGUACAAAUAUCGAUCUGCCGAUGGGUCGCGAAACAACCCAACGCUUCCGCAGCUUGGAGCAGCUAAUACCCCAUACUGUCGCACCAUUCCUCCGCUCACCAUUCAGCCGUCGGGGCUGCCGGAUGCUGGGUUGCUAUUUGAUAGUCUUUUUGCCCGUCAGAAGUUCACUCCACACCCUAACAAAGUGUCGAGUAUCUUCUUUGAUUGGGCUUCGCUGAUUAUCCACGACAUCUUCCAAACCGACUACCGUCAACAACAUGUGAAUAAGACCUCUUCAUAUCUGGAUUUGUCAAUCCUCUACGGCGAUGUUAAGGAGCAACAGGAUCUCAUUCGAUCACAUCAGGAUGGAAAGUUGAAGCCCGACUGCUUCUCGGAGGGUCGCCUACAGGCGCUCCCUGCAGCCUGCGGUGUGCUUCUAGUGAUGCUCAACCGCUUCCACAACCAUGUCGUUGAACAGCUCGCAGCGAUCAACGAAAAUGGUCGUUUCACAAAGCCACUCGACGGUUUGCCCGAGGACGCGGCGAAGAAAGCCUGGGCCAAGUAUGACGAGGAUUUGUUCCAGACUGGCCGCCUGAUCACAUGCGGGCUGUACAUCAACAUUACAUUGUACGAUUAUCUACGCACGAUCGUCAACCUCAAUCGCACAAAUUCCACCUGGUGCUUGGAUCCUCGAGCCCAGAUGGAAAAGACGGGUGCCACCCCUUCUGGACUGGGUAACCAAUGUUCAGUCGAAUUCAACCUCGCUUACAGGUGGCAUUCGACCAUCGCGCAAGGCGACGAGAAAUGGAUCGAGCAGAUCUACUAUGACCUCAUGGGCAAGCCCGCGGAAGAAGUCUCCAUGCAUGAGCUGCUGAUGGGGAUGAAAAAGGUCGAGGGCUCGCUUGAUCCCGAUCCGUCCAAGCGCACAUUUGCUCGCUUGGAGCGUCAAGCAGACGGGACAUUCAAGGAUGAAGAGCUUGUUGCAAUUCUCACCAGCGCAUGUGAAGACGUUGCUAGCUCGUUCGGACCCCGCAACGUCCCCAAAGCGCUCCGUUCCAUCGAAAUCUUGGGUAUUGAGGCUGCCCGUCGUUGGCACGUUGGGUCGCUCAAUGAAUUCCGAAAACACUUUGGGCUCAAGCCAUACGAUACUUUCGAGGAGAUCAAUUCGAAUCCCGAAAUUGCAAACUGCCUGCGUCAUCUUUAUGAGCAUCCGGACUACGUGGAGCUCUACCCUGGAAUCGUGAGCGAGGAGCCCAAGGAGCCCAUGGUGCCUGGUGUUGGUAUCGCACCAACGUAUACCAUCUCGCGUGCAAUUCUGUCUGAUGCUGUGGCUCUUGUCCGUGGUGAUCGUCACUACACUAUUGAUUAUAAUGCUCGUAAUUUGACUAAUUGGGGCUACAAUGAGUGCCGGUACGACCUGAACAUCAACCAGGGUUGUGUCUUCUACAAGCUGGCCCUUCGUGCGUUCCCCAACUGGUACAAGCCCGAUUCUAUCUACGCCCACUACCCAAUGACGAUUCCGAGUGAGAAUCGCAACAUCAUGAAGAGCUUGGGCCGAGAGCAAGAUUAUUCUUGGGAGCGGCCCUCUUUCACUCCAUCGCGCAUUAACUUGUCAUCGCACAACAACGCCCGUCUUGUGUUGGAAAACAGCACAGACUUCACGCCAGUGUGGAGCGAAGCCAUGACAGAGCUGUUCGGUAAGGGCGAAUUUGGUGCUCAGCAGCGCGAGGCGAUGAGUGCGGCUUUUGCCACCGAGGACUUUUUAACCUUGGUCAAGAACUUUUAUGAAGAAGUCACCCUUCGUCUCAUUAAGGAGAAGGGUGCGAACCUCGUUGGUACCAACCAAGUUGACAUCACGCGCGAUGUCGGCAACCUUGCCCAUGUUCAUUUCGCAUCGGCCCUCUUUGGUCUCCCUCUAAAGACUGAUGAGAACCCUCGCGGUCUCUUCACCGAACAUGAGAUGUAUAUGAUUCUGGCGACGAUCUACUCUGCACUUUUCUAUGACGUCGAUCCUGCCAAAUCGCUCCCUCUUGACAGCGCCGCGUCUGCUGUCGCUCGGCAGCUCGGCAGCGUUGUGGAGGCUACCGUCAAAACAGAUACGCACAGUGGCCUCUUCUCUGGACUGAUAAACAGCUUCCGCCCUCAUGAUAACGCAAUUCGUGAGUACGGCACUGCGGCCCUCCGGCGCGUGGAAGAGUCGGGACAGAGUGCGUCUCAGAUCACCUGGUCCCAUAUCAUCCCGACAGUCGUCGGCAUGGUCCCCAGCCAAGGUCAGGUGUUCACCCAGGUCAUUGAAUACUACACUUCGCCCGAAGGCAAGCAUCACUGGUCUGAAAUUAGUCGACUCGCGCGACAGGAUUCCAAGGAAUCUGACGAGAUGUUACACCGCUAUUGCUUGGAAGCCAUCCGCAUCAACGGCACCUUUGGCGAGUACCGCGAAGCCAAAAACCCCGUCAUCCUCGAGGAAAAUGAAGAAGUCAUCAACGUCCAGCCCGGCAACAAGAUUUUUGCCUCAUUUAUCCAGGCCAACCUUGAUCCUAGUGUUUUCCCCGAGCCCAACUCGGUCAAUCUCAGCCGCCCCCUGUCCUCGUACAUCCAUCAAGGCCAGGGACCCGCCAAUGGUUUGGGCCAAGAAACUACCAAGAUUGCUCUCGUAUCCAUGCUACGUGUUGUGGCUCGAUUGCCAAAUCUUCGUCGGGCCCCUGGCGCCCAAGGCCAGCUCAAGAGGAUUCCUCAGAAGGGCGGCCACUACGUCUAUCUGCGCCAGGACGGGACUUCUUAUUUCCCCUUCCCAACGACGCUCAAGCUUCACUGGGACGGCGAUUUCGAGUUUCAAACCUCUCAGACGAGCAAGAAGCAUUGA